Physella acuta is the source of this 1319-nucleotide messenger RNA. RefSeq names its product potassium voltage-gated channel protein Shal-like. NCBI's taxonomy places the organism in Eukaryota, Metazoa, Mollusca, Gastropoda, Physidae. Gene Ontology annotation, molecular function: A-type (transient outward) potassium channel activity; protein binding. The record is from RefSeq and is a predicted model, not a curated record. Gene Ontology annotation, biological process: action potential; potassium ion transmembrane transport; protein homooligomerization. Gene Ontology annotation, cellular component: voltage-gated potassium channel complex; membrane.
CUCUCAAGCAUUAACUUUCCACCGAGCCCAACCCCCCUCAAUGCUGCUGUCGCCCAACAUGUCUGCUAAAGUUGAAACGUUUUCCUCGGUAGCCGGACAAAUGGCGGACACGUCCUUACAGAAGAGAUGUUCCUCCAAUGAAAUGACCGGAUGAGAUCGGACCCAAGGAAGACUUGGAUUUUUUUGCUGCCAAAGGCACCGGGGGAUUAAUGGCGUCGGUCGCCGCCUGGCUGCCCUUUGCCAGGGCAUCCGCCAUCGGCUGGGUGCCCAUAUCCCAGAAUCCCCUCCCCACCCCUACAGUCCGCCCGGAAACACGGCGAGGGGAUGAGAAGCUCAAGAUCAACGUCAGCGGGCGACGGUUCGAAACCUGGCGAACCACGUUGGAGAAGUUCCCGGAUUCGCUGCUCGGCUCUAACGAGAAGGAAUUCUUCUACGACGAAGAUUCCGGGGAGUAUUUCUUCGACCGCGAUCCUGAUAUCUUCCGGCACAUCCUGAAUUACUACCGCACGAGCCGGCUGCACUACCCCAAGCACGAGUGCAUCAGCGCCUACGACGAGGAGCUCGCCUUCUUCGGGAUUUUACCGGACAUCAUCGGCGACUGCUGCUACGAAGACUACCGAGACCGGAAACGGGAAAACAGCGAGAGGUUGAUCGACGACGAGAAGAGCGAGAACGGCGACUACGACCCGGCCAUCUGCCUCCGGGAAAAAAUGUGGCGGGCGUUCGAGAACCCGCACGUCGGCACCGUCGCUUUAGUCUUCUACUACGUCACCGGGUUUUUCAUCGCCGUCUCCGUCAUCGCCAACGUCAUCGAAACGGUCCCGUGCGGGAAAGUCCGCGGGGCUAGCAAAGAAGAUUCCUGCGGGGAGCGAUUCUCCGUGGCGUUUUUCUGUCUAGACACCGCCUGCGUCAUGAUCUUCACGGCGGAGUAUCUUCUCCGGCUCUACGCGGCUCCGGACCGGUGCAAGUUCAUGCGCAGCGUCAUGAGCAUCAUCGACGUCGUGGCCAUCAUCCCUUACUACAUCGGCCUGGCCAUUCCCAACAACGAUGACGUCAGCGGCGCCUUCGUCACGCUGAGGGUGUUUCGGGUGUUCCGUAUCUUCAAGUUCUCCCGGCACUCGCAAGGAUUACGUAUCCUGGGAUACACACUCAAGUCCUGCGCCAGCGAGCUGGGGUUCCUGCUUUUCUCACUCACCAUGGCUAUCAUCAUCUUCGCCACCAUCAUGUUCUACGCCGAGAAGAACCAGGAAGGCACUACAUUCACCAGCAUUCCCGCAGCAUUUUGGUAUACCAUCGUCACCAUGACAACGCUUGGGUGA